UUGUGGGGAAUCUGUCCAGGAUGUACCGAGCCCUCAUUCUACAGGUCUUCACCCAGAUAGGACCCUGCAAGAGUUGUAAAAUGAUAGUCGAUACGGCUGGAAAUGAUCCGUACUGCUUUGUGGAGUUCUAUGACCACAGGCAUGCUGCUGCCUCAUUGGCAGCCAUGAAUGGAAGGAAAAUAAUGGGUAAGGAGGUCAAAGUCAACUGGGCCACGACGCCAACCAGCCAGAAAAAAGACACAAGUAAUCACUUCCACGUCUUCGUUGGAGACCUCAGCCCAGAAAUAACUACAGAAGACGUCAAAGCUGCCUUUGGUCCAUUUGGCCGGAUAUCAGAUGCUCGCGUUGUGAAAGAUAUGGCUACAGGGAAAUCUAAAGGCUAUGGCUUUGUGUCAUUCUUCAACAAAUGGGACGCAGAGAACGCCAUUCAGCAGAUGGGUGGUCAGUGGUUAGGAGGCAGACAGAUUCGAACUAACUGGGCUACAAGAAAGCCCCCCGCUCCAAAGACCACCUAUGAAAGUAACUCCAAGCACCUUUCCUUUGACGAGGUAGUGAGUCAGUCCAGCCCAAGUAACUGCACUGUGUAUUGUGGCGGAGUCAGCACAGGACUUACAGAGCAACUGAUGAGACAGACUUUCUCUCCCUUUGGACAAAUCAUGGAAAUCCGAGUUUUCCCAGACAAAGGCUAUUCGUUCGUGAGGUUUAACUCCCAUGAGUCUGCAGCGCAUGCCAUUGUCUCUGUGAAUGGCACCUCAAUAGAGGGUCAUAUAGUCAAAUGCUACUGGGGUAAAGAGACCCCAGACAUGAUGAACCCGAUGCAGCAGAUGCCUCUGCCCCAGCAGAACAAGAUGAGCUUCCCCGCGGCGGCCCAGCCCUACGGCCAGUGGGGCCAGUGGUACGGCAACGGGCCCCAGAUCAGCCAGUAUGUCCCCAACGGGUGGCAGGUCCCCACCUACAAUGUCUACGGCCAGGCCUGGAACCAGCAGGGCUUCAAUCACUUACCGGCCAGUGCUGGGUGGACUGGCAUGAGCGCCAUCAGUAACGGUGGGGUUAUGGAGCCCACACAGGGAUUGAAUGGGAGUAUGCUAGCCAACCAGCCGGGUAUGGGAGCUGCAGGAUACCCCACACACUGAUAGGUGGGCAGCGGUGUCGGG
This is a messenger RNA of Gasterosteus aculeatus aculeatus (three-spined stickleback), 1154 nucleotides long. Its product is annotated as cytotoxic granule associated RNA binding protein TIA1. Gene Ontology annotation, molecular function: RNA binding. The record is from RefSeq and is a predicted model, not a curated record. Lineage: Eukaryota; Metazoa; Chordata; Actinopteri; Perciformes; Gasterosteidae.